Molecule: messenger RNA, 847 nt
Organism: Hevea brasiliensis (rubber tree)
Lineage: Eukaryota; Viridiplantae; Streptophyta; Magnoliopsida; Malpighiales; Euphorbiaceae
Product: probable calcium-binding protein CML22
Exons: 5
Coding region: 1-729 (242 amino acids)
Molecular function (GO): calcium ion binding
Source: RefSeq, a predicted model, not a curated record
AUGGAGAAUUUUCAUUGCACAUCUCAUUCUUGCCUUUCUCUGAAGUCAUUGUCAUCCAAAAUACUAGGGUUGUUUUGCCAUUGUGGUUCACAAAACAAAUACAAGAGGUUGGAUGCAAAGCUUGAAAAGAAGAUGAUUGAAGUCAUGAAAAGUUCAUCAGGGCAUGCAAAUUUUAAAUCUAUUAACAGCAUAAUUUUGAGGUUUUCUCAGUUCAAAGAGGGACUGGAAAACAUCAGAGGUGUAUUUGAACAACAUAGUGAAUGCAACCGUGAGGAACUCAAAAGAUGUUUACAGAAACUACAACUCAAUUUAAAAGAGCAGGAGGUUGAGGAUCUAUUUCAUUCAUGUGACAUUGAUGGGAGCCGGGGGAUGCAAUUCAUUGAGUUCAUCAUUCUUCUGUGUUUCAUCUAUCUCCUAGUGGAACCUUCCUCCUCUCCUCAUAGUACGUCAAAGAUGGGUUCACCAGAGCUUGAGGCCACUUUUGAUACUUUGGUUGAAGCAUUCUUAUUUCUUGACAAGAACGGUGAUGGAAAGCCGAGCAAGAAAGAUGUGCUCAAAGCUUUGAAUGAGGCCUCUUGGGAGAAAUCACCUGCCCACAUCACCAAGUUCCGAUUCAGGGAAAUGAACUGGGACAGGAAUGGGAAGGUCAGCUUCAGGGAGUUCCUCUUUGCUUUAAUAAACUGGGUUGGGAUUGAUACUGAUGAGGAAAUUCCUGCAAUGGGAAGUUAAACUAAGUGCAGGAAAAUUCAAAUAAAUGUGAUGGAUAAUAGUCCAACAUGAGGUCAGAUCAAAACAUUUAUGUAGAUACCUCAAAAAUUCAAGUCUAUCAUUCAGAACUGUUGGUACU